Molecule: messenger RNA, 693 nt
Organism: Penicillium angulare
Lineage: Eukaryota; Fungi; Ascomycota; Eurotiomycetes; Eurotiales; Aspergillaceae
Product: nucleolar protein 16
Exons: 2
Coding region: 1-693 (230 amino acids)
Biological process (GO): ribosomal large subunit biogenesis
Cellular component (GO): nucleolus
Source: RefSeq, a predicted model, not a curated record
AUGGGAAAGAUUUUGCAAAAAAAGAAGAACCGUUCCGGCUUGUCCAAGGCUACGGCCAAGAACAACCGCCUCAAGAGCGGUAACAAGAAGAUCAAUGUGCUGGGUAACGCCAUUAUCGCUGAGAACUGGAACAAUGAACUCACCUUGACACAAAACUACAAGAACUUGGGUAUUCUUCAUAAACUCAACGCCCCCGCUGGUGGUCGCGAACGCCUGCCAGGAACCGAAAACGAUGCCGAAGCAUCGCACACCCUGCAGAUCCGAGGCAGCGCAAAGGCCGAUGCUCAGAUUGAUCUGGGCGAGAUCCAGGUGGAGCGUGAUCCCGAGACUGGAAAGAUUCUGCGAGUGAUUCGGGAUGACGACGAAAUCGAAGUUGCUGGCCACAAGCACCGACGCUCGAACCCGCUUAACGACCCGCUGAAUGUUCUUGAAGCCCAGGAAUUGCAGUCUCUGGGUCCUGCUUCCAAAGUUGUGAAGCAGUUAGAACGCCAGGCGGAUCAGGAGGGUGCUGCUGAUAAGGCCAAGAAGCCUCGGUACCAGAGCACGCGCGAGGGAGAUUGGAUCUCUCAGCUGAUUGCGAAGCAUGGGGACGAUCUUACCGCUAUGGUUAGAGAUCGUAAGCUGAACCCCAUGCAGCAGAGCGUGGGUGAUCUGCGGAGGAGAAUCAACAAGUGGAAGAAGUCUCAGGAGUAA